GUAGUUUCGGUUCUUUACAUUUGUGAACGUUGUUAACUGCAGUGCAUUUCAUAAUAUCGCAUAAUAAAAGUAAAACAAUCGGACAAAGGUAAGAUUAUAUCCUAUAUAUUGAUUCACGCCAGAAGAUGAGAUAAUCUACUGCGAAUUAGCUUCAAGUUAUGUUUUUCUCGAGCUGCCUUUCUAAGUCAGUGAAAUCAAUUCUCUUGCGCGUCUCACCGACAAUGGAAGCAAUCAUCACCACCGAAAGCGGCGGCAAGCGCACAAUCAUCACGCCGACAAAAUUAGGCGACGCCGAGAUAAGGGCACGUAAUUCGAAUUUCGUGGGAUUAUCACCCAUACCCAACCAGUUGAAGAACAUUGCAACACCCACAGAGAGACCAUUCAGGGUGUCGGUUGAGGGCAACAUUGGUGCCGGCAAGUCCACCUUCAUCAAAUACUUCUCACAGUUUCCAGAGAUUGAGACCUAUGCAGAACCAAUUGAAUGGUGGAGAAACUGCCAGGGACACAAUCUGCUUGAAUUGUUGUACAAAGACAUUGAAAAGUGGCACUCAACUUUUCAAACUUAUGUGCAGCUUACCAGAGUGAAAAUCCAGAGUAGUAAACCUACAAAAUCCUCUACUACUGUUCAAAUGUUUGAGAGAUCUGUACAAAAUAAUCGAUUUUGUUUUGUUGAACAAGCCUACAACAAUGGGUAUCUGAAUGUUAUUGAUUAUGAUAUUCAGGAUAAGUGGUAUCGAUGGAUCAGGCAAUAUCUUGACAUUGAUUUGGAUUUAAUUGUUUAUCUUCGAAGUUCACCUGAAACAGCUUACGAACGCACAGUAGCCCGCAACCGCUCUGAAGAGUCUGGAAUCUCAUUGGAAUACUUGAAGCAAUUGCACGAUGCACACGAACGCUGGCUAAUGUCCAACGAUGAUCGCUUCAAUACCAUCCCCGUCGUUGUUCUGGAUGCCGACAAGACUAUCAACGACAUCAUCGCCGAAUACAAAUUGCACGAGCACAAAAUCAUGGGUCACGAAAAGAAGGGCCAACAGGCGGUGAGUAAGGACGAUAAAGAGAGAGUCAAAAAUCUUUGACUGAUAAAUUCUAAGCCAGAUUAGCUGGUGAACAUACUCCAAUAUAAUAACCAAAUAAUUGUUUUACAAAGCGAUAUUUUAUACAAUACAUUUAAUGACACAUA
Molecule: messenger RNA, 1177 nt
Organism: Dalotia coriaria
Lineage: Eukaryota; Metazoa; Arthropoda; Insecta; Coleoptera; Staphylinidae
Product: deoxynucleoside kinase-like
Exons: 4
Coding region: 159-1073 (304 amino acids)
Cellular component (GO): cytoplasm
Molecular function (GO): deoxynucleoside kinase activity
Source: RefSeq, a predicted model, not a curated record